UUAUUUCAAUUUCAGAAUAUCUACAUACGUAAAUGUAGAGCUAUCUUUCCGUUUUCACGACAUUAAUUUAUUCUGGAUUCACUACAUUUGACAGAUAGAAGAAGCGGCAUCAGGAUUAACAUAAGAAAAUCACUGCAUUAAUUAUAAAGUAAUGAUGCAAUUUAAUCUCUUGAAUGUUAUAAUGUUACUCUAUACAACUUUCAUUACUCUUAACUUUCCACAAAGUCCGAUAACUCCAAAAGAAGUAGAAGUGAAGGAGAAUAUUGAAUAUUUGUUAAAAGAAAUAGAAAAUGAAGAGGAAUUUGAAAUAGAAGAGGAAGAAACUUUAGAUUUUUACAAUACAUAUGAAGUUCCAGAAGCGGAAAAUAUUGAUUUAUUAGAGGAAAAUGAAAGAAAAGAAUAUCUCCCGGAAGAAGUUAUUUGUAGCUCCGUUGAAGCAGGAAUAUUAAAUGAUUAUAAAAGACAAGCUGUGGAAUACUGGAAGAGCGGCAAAACAGGACUAAGAUCGCUUGAAGGAGUUAAAAGAAGAUACAGAAAAGUAACAUCGAUGCGACAAUUACGACGAUGGGAGGACUAAAUCAGUGCAGGUGGCAGAAGAGAUGAAAAAUUAAAAAGAAUUUCUGAAUAUACAAUAAACCGUUUUAAUGAAGCGCUUGAAAAUAGAAUAAUUAUUCAUGACAUUGACAUUGCUCGAUGGGCUUCUCGAGCACAAGAAGAGGAAAAUGUGGUAGGAUUCAAAAUUUCUAAAACGUGGGUAAAAAGAUUCAAAACUUCAUAUGAUAUCGUCUCUCGAAAAAUAACA
This is a messenger RNA of Harpegnathos saltator (Jerdon's jumping ant), 802 nucleotides long. RefSeq lists its product as uncharacterized. The record is from RefSeq and is a predicted model, not a curated record. The coding region runs from base 152 to 577 and encodes 141 amino acids. NCBI's taxonomy places the organism in Eukaryota, Metazoa, Arthropoda, Insecta, Hymenoptera, Formicidae. The transcript is spliced from 2 exons.